This is a messenger RNA of Hibiscus syriacus, 964 nucleotides long. RefSeq names its product lactoylglutathione lyase-like. The record is from RefSeq and is a predicted model, not a curated record. NCBI's taxonomy places the organism in Eukaryota, Viridiplantae, Streptophyta, Magnoliopsida, Malvales, Malvaceae. The transcript is spliced from 9 exons. Bases 1 to 720 code for a protein of 239 amino acids. Gene Ontology annotation, molecular function: lactoylglutathione lyase activity; metal ion binding.
AUGUCGAAAAUGGCUUCGGUUUCAAUCACCACAUCCUUAUCUCGGCUUUCUCUGUUUCAUCUCACUAGAAAACCCUACAUAUCACCUUCUUCACUCUCAUUUUCUUACUUCUCAAAUCCCUAUAAACAAAAGGAUCGAACGCAGUUUAGGUUGUAUUCAAUGGCAUCAUCCAACUCAAAGGAAUCAGCUGCCAAUAACCCUGGGCUUCAUACUACUCCGGAUGAAGCUACCAAAGGCUAUUUCAUGCAGCAAACUAUGUUUCGAAUUAAGGAUCCAAAAGUCAGCCUUGAUUUUUACUCCCGUGUAUUGGGCAUGUCGCUGCUUAAGAGGGUGGAUGUUCCGGAAUUAAAGUUUUCCCUGUACUUUUUGGGCUAUGAGGAUGUUUCAAAAGCCCCAAGUGACCCAGUUGAUAGGACAGCUUGGACCUUUGGAAAACCAGCUACUAUUGAACUAACGCAUAAUUGGGGUACUGAAAGUGAUCCAGAAUUCAAAGGAUAUCACAAUGGGAAUUCAGAACCUCGUGGCUUUGGUCAUAUUGGCAUCACUGUGGAUGAUGUAGUCAAGACAUGUGAGAGAUUCGAGCGCCUUGGAGUAGAGUUUGUCAAAAAAUUAGAUGCAGGCAAAAUGAAAUGGAUAGCGUUCAUCAAGGAUCCUGAUGGUUACUGGAUUGAAAUCUUUGAUGUGAAAACUAUUGGGAAAGUAAUUAGCAGUUGUUCCUGAGCGAGUACAUCAGGUAUCUUUUUGAGGAGGAGGAUGGCAUAUGAAGGUUUUAUCUAAAUGUUCCAGUUUCAGAAUAUGAUCUUCCAGAGACAUAAAAUUUUAGUUGUAUUCCAGUUAUUCUGGUCUUUGUCGAACAGAACAAUGGGAGAUUAUUACCGUGGCAGAUAAUAUGUGGUCUUUGUGAAACCAAUGCCGCCUUUGUGUUAUGAAUUUUCCCAUACCAUCCUAAAUAUAUGGUAAUAAA